AUGCCUCUGCUCGCCGCCGCGGCGGGGGCCGCCGGCACGGCCCUGGGCCUGGUGGCCCUCGGCCGCGCCGCGGGCCGCACGGCGGACGAGCGGCAGGCCGAGGAUGCUGCAGAGGCUGCCGCGAGCAGGAGCGCCUGCGUCAAGAGGCUCGGCGUGGCCACGUGCCUCCGCGCCGGCAGCUGGGUGAAGGCCAGCCGGCACGUUGCCCUCGUUGGCGGUGCGCUGGUGAUCGGCAGGCGCCCCGGCGCGGCGGAGCGCUCGCUUCAGCUCCGCGGCGCGAACAUCGCGCGCGGUGGCGGAUGUCGUCAAGGUCACCGCGCUCUCUGGUGCAACCUUGGCCACUUUCUGGCUGAACAGCCCGGUCGAGGCUGCGCGCUGGGCAGAUGA
Messenger RNA from Prorocentrum cordatum, 387 nucleotides. The record is from the annotation of a GenBank genome assembly. NCBI's taxonomy places the organism in Eukaryota, Dinophyceae, Prorocentrales, Prorocentraceae.